UGUCAGAAACAUGACGAGACGUUUUCAGCAGCCGGUGAAACACCAGAGAGAGACUGAGCCACAGGAUGGCUGCUACUGCUGACUCCUCCGUCACAGCUCGGGUCACGUGUUUGUGAAACUAACUUGGAUUUUAAUGAGACGACGCCUGAGGAGGAGCGAACAGCCAAUCACAGGAGAGCACACCAGGUCUCCAUGGUGACCGCGGAUUGUUUGGGGAACGGCAGCCUCGGUGUCACACUUCCUGUUUGUUGUUUCCAGCUGGAGAUCAGAACAUUAGAGAGACGUGAUGGCGGGGACGUCGAGACACGAUCGAGAGAUGGCGAUGAACGCCAAGCGCCAACUGUCAGAGUGCUCGGACCCAGUGGAGAGACUCAGGCUGCAGUGUCUGGCCCGAGGAUCGUCUGGUAUCAAAGGUUUGGGCAGAACCUUUAAAAUAAUGGACGACGACAACAACCGCUCCCUGGAGCUGAAGGAGUUCCUGAAGGGUUUGAAUGACUUCGGGAUCCUGAUCGAGAAACAGGAGGCCACGGCUCUCUUUCAGCGCUUCGACCGCGACGGGAACGGGACCAUCGACUUCGACGAGUUCCUCAUCACUCUGAGGCCGCAGAUGUCUAAAGCCAGGAAGGAGGUGGUCAUGCAGGCAUUUCGGAAGCUGGAUAAGACAGGUGACGGGGUGAUCACCAUCGAAGACCUGCGGGGGGUUUAUAACGCCAAGUACCACCCGAAGUACCAGAACGGGGAGUGGACAGAGGAUCAAGUCUUCAGGAAGUUCCUGGACAGCUUUGACUCUCCGUACGACAAAGAUGGAAAGGUGACCAAAGAGGAGUUUGUCAACUAUUACUGCGGAGUCAGCGCCUCCAUCGACAGUGACGUCUACUUUAUUCUGAUGAUGAAAAACGCCUGGAGGCUCUGAACACAAAGGACACUGACAAACUGCUCAGCUGCUCCCAGCUGUAAUUCACUGUUAGAUCAUUCUCUGUAUGACGUUAGCACUGUAGUUUAAAGGCAGAUCAUCAUCAGGUCUGAUGUGUUGUAGAUGAUCACAGGGCAACAACAUCACUUCUUAACUGUCUUGUUUUAUUACAUGCAACACCGUCAGCUCUGUUUAAAUAAAGAACAUGUUGUACAAUCAGACGUUACGGUGUAGUACACACAGCUGAAAUAUUACAAUCAGACCGGAGAGGAAAUAAAGUGUACAUUCUGUGUUUGUCUUUCAGCCGUCGCUGUGAGGAAACAUGAGGUGUAGGUUGUGUCAGAUACAUGAAGAAGCAGCAUGGUGCUUGGUGUGGGGUCAGGUCGCUGCAGCAGCACGUGUCACCUGUC
Messenger RNA from Epinephelus fuscoguttatus (brown-marbled grouper), 1323 nucleotides. It is a transcript of the gene capslb, whose product is annotated as calcyphosine-like b. The transcript has 5 exons. NCBI's taxonomy places the organism in Eukaryota, Metazoa, Chordata, Actinopteri, Perciformes, Serranidae. The record is from RefSeq and is a predicted model, not a curated record. Gene Ontology annotation, molecular function: calcium ion binding. Bases 287 to 913 code for a protein of 208 amino acids.